CAGAACAAUCUCAGGGCGGCGCUGUUUUUUUCUUUUUCACAUUCACAUCGUCAUCACAGACCCUCGAUCGCCAUUGGGCGGUCCUUCAAUAAGCUGGACGACUUGACAGUGGUGAAAAGCACCUCCGUCAGUGCGGUCGUUUUUUCCUGUCGACUAUUAUCUGGACUACAUUUGCAAAGCCGUGUUUUGGACUCUUUUCGACGCCGAAAUCGGAGUGGCCAAAAGGCGCAUUCGGACGUCGACCGAGGUGCAGUGAGCGCGCAUGAGAACAAUGAGGUCCAUUGUCUUAACGCAGCCACGGCAAAGGUGCGUGCUGCUCGUUCUUCUUUUCCUUCUCUCUUCCGUUCACCAAAUAUCCACCUCCGUGACCCAUUAUUCCAUACCGGAGGAAAUGAAAGAGGGAUCGGUUGUUGCCAACCUCGCAGCCGAUCUGGGAUUGGAUGUGAAAACGCUGACGCAGAGGAAGAUGCGCCUGGACAUUAUUUCGAACAAAAAAUAUCUGGAGGUCAACAAAGACACCGGGGAGCUCCUCAUCGUGGAGAAGAUUGACAGGGAAUAUUGUCCGACAAAGUCGUCAGCCUCAUGUUAUCUGAGACUUGAAGUGAUUCUGGAGAACCCGUUAAGAAUUUUUAACAUCGAAGUUGAAAUCAUGGACAUGAACGACAACGCCCCUCAAUUUCGGAGAGACGCCAUUCAUUUGGACAUUUCUGAAUCGACAUCAAAAGGAGAGAGAUUGUCUCUCAGCAAUGCAGUUGAUCCGGACGUUGGAAGUAAUACAGUGAAAACAUAUCAUCUGAGUGAAAGUGAGCAUUUUAAUAUCGAGGUUCAGACGGGGAGGGAAGGAACAAAACUCGCAGAUUUGAUAUUAAAGAAGACAUUAGACCGGGAGCAGCAGGCUGUGCACAAUUUAAUACUGACGGCAGUAGAUGGCGGUGCGCCCCCGCGUUCUGGCACAGCGAGUAUUAUAGUUCAGGUAUUAGACAACAACGAUAACGCCCCUUUGUUUGACAAGUCGAUCUACAGUGUCAAAAUCAUGGAAAAUGCUCCCAUUGGAAGCCUUGUUAUUGAUCUGAAUGCGACUGACUUGGAUGAGGGCUCCAAUUCGGAUUUAACGUAUUCCUACAGUUUAUACACGCCUGAGAAAACACAAGAGACUUUUCAUUUAAAUCCUUCGACGGGUGAGAUUACUGUGAAGGGAAUGUUGAAUUACGAAGAGUUUCGGAUUUAUGAUAUGGAAGUCAUAGCAGCAGACAAAGGAGUCAAUAGUUUAUCAGGCCAGUGUACAAUCAAAAUUCAAGUCGAGGACAUGAAUGACAACCACCCCGAAAUAUCGAUAAAGUCAUUCCGAAGUCCGGUCAGUGAGAAUAUCGCCGUGGACACGGUGAUAGCAGUGGUCAGCGUGAGCGAUAAGGACUCGGGCGACAACGGACUGGUGGAUCUGCACAUUCCACCAGAUACGCCUUUCCGACUGAGGGAGUCCUCCGACGACUAUUACCAGUUAGUGGUUUCGGAGCCCUUGGACCGCGAGAAGGUUCCGGAAUACGACAUCACCUUCACGGUGACCGACAGAGGCUCGCCCCCGUUAAGCGACAACGAAACCGUGACCUUACAGCUGCUGGACGUGAACGACAACGUGCCGCACUUCCCUCGGUCCUUCUACAGCAUCCGCGUGCCGGAGAAUAACGCUCCCGGCGCCUUGCUCACGUCCCUCAGCGCCUUCGACCCCGACCUCCACGAGAACCAGUACCUGGUUUACUUCAUUGUGGAGAAGGAGAUCGCCAACACCUCCAUGUCCAUGCUGUUCUCCAUCAACCCGGAGAACGGCAACCUUUACGCGCUCAAGACCUUCGACUACGAGAUGGAGAAGGACUUUCUUUUCCACGUCGAGGCCAGAGACUCGGGUUCGCCUCCGCUCAGCAGCAACGCGAGCGUCCGCGUGGCGGUGGCCGAUCAGAACGACAACGCUCCGGUCAUCGUGUCUCCGUGGCGGGCGCACGGCUCGGCGGUGGAGGAGAAGAUCCCCAGAUCCACGGAUAAAGGCUCUCUGGUGGCCAAGGUGAUCGCCUUGGAUGUGGAUUCCGUGCACAACUCGCGCAUCACCUACCAGUUCCUGCAGGUGAGCGACGCCUCCUUGUUCAGUCUGGACCAGUACAACGGCGAGAUCCGCACCACCAGGAUGUUCAGUUACAAAGACUGGCGCCACCAGAGACUGGUGGUGGUCGCCAAGGACAACGGGGAGCCCGCUCUCUCCGCCACGGUCACCAUCAAGCUGUCCACGGUGGAAACGGCCGCCAAGGCCUACUCGGACGGCGGCGGGGCGCCCCCGGAAUACGACAUCUUCUCCGACCUCAACCUGUAUUUGCUCAUCGGUCUGGGCUCGGUGUCCUUCCUGCUGCUCAUCACCAUCUCGGUCACCGUCGUGCUCAAGUGUCAGAAGGUCGAGCCCGGCAAUAUGGCUCCUCCGUGCAGGAACAGCGUGAUCAGCGAGAGGAACUCCACCGUGGCGGAUUCCACUCUGGUGUCCAACGACGCCUACUGGUACAGUCUGUUUCUAGCCGAGACCAGGAAAGGAAAGCUGGUGGUCAGGCAGCCCGCGCCCAAGGGCUCCAGAUACUUCGUGUCCAGUAUUCCCAGGAGCGCGGCCGGGUCCGCCACCAGCGACUCCGCCCCCUCCACCUUGCAGGUAUGA
This is a messenger RNA of Phycodurus eques (leafy seadragon), 2689 nucleotides long. RefSeq names its product protocadherin alpha-C2-like. The coding region runs from base 263 to 2689 and encodes 808 amino acids. The record is from RefSeq and is a predicted model, not a curated record. NCBI's taxonomy places the organism in Eukaryota, Metazoa, Chordata, Actinopteri, Syngnathiformes, Syngnathidae. Gene Ontology annotation, biological process: homophilic cell-cell adhesion. The transcript has a single exon. Gene Ontology annotation, molecular function: calcium ion binding. Gene Ontology annotation, cellular component: plasma membrane.